AUGGCUACUGUGAGAUUACGCAAAGCUUUUCGAUAUCCCGAGGAAUCAGAUGGCGAGCGUGAAGAGCUAGACGAGGAGGAGCAGGAACAGGUCAUCGAACAGUUGCAGAGCCAGAACGAUGCCCGCAAUGCUCAGUACAGUAUGAUUUUCACUGUACUCCCAGUGAUGACUGCCGUGGUAUUUGUACCCUCGGUGCUGGCACCUUCGAGUCAUAUCGAACGGCUCUUCUCUCUCCUCGGGCUGGUCUCGUUGUUGACGACGGCGUACAUCAUGAGAACCUCCCCACUUCAGCCAGACCGCAAAGGCAAGAAGCCCAUGACGGUCCAUAAUGAGCGGAUAGCUCGCUUGCAUGCGGGUUUGGUGCCUGGCACCAGUGCAGUUUGCUUGUUACUGGCUUUGGUGUAUCUUUCCGCUGGAUCAUCGUGGGGCAUUCGGCCAGUGCUCUACUUGAUACCUGGAGCUAUGCUUGCGACAAUUCUUCUCGCGCAAAGAUUGAUGCGCUCUGUAGACCUUACAUCUCUUAAAGAUCUACAGUACGAAUACAAAGGUGCUUAG
Molecule: messenger RNA, 555 nt
Organism: Penicillium antarcticum
Lineage: Eukaryota; Fungi; Ascomycota; Eurotiomycetes; Eurotiales; Aspergillaceae
Exons: 3
Coding region: 1-555 (184 amino acids)
Source: RefSeq, a predicted model, not a curated record